AUGUAUCGGGCCUUGUGCGACGCGUGCACGAAGAAGGAGAGACUAGCCACAUUUGUUGGGUGCCCACUACAGCUGCAGUUGUGGUCUUAUGAGCGGUUCGUGAUAGGCCGACCCAUUGUGGACCAAUUCCCGUACCCUGAGGAAUGGUACGGCGAGCCCGAGGAGGAUGGGCCCACCAUGGGCUCGAUGUGGUGUCGACGCCGGUCGCAUUGGGCGCAUGAGCAGGCCCAUAACGCGUACGAGCUUUUUAGGUCGCAGUUCGACUAUCUUCAUCCAGACAACAUGGUCUGGACCCCCUACAGCCACUUGUUCAUCCAAGCAUGUGCGCCUUUCGGUCUGUCUUCAUUGUGUAGCCGCGACGAGGAGUACUGGAUUACGAAGAAGUCGCUCAUCUUCGACAUCUACGUCGAGGAGUACUCACCCCACCACGUCAUGAGGCAGUUUGGACGCUUCCAAGCUCAUGAAUUUGCAUGA
This is a messenger RNA of Phragmites australis (common reed), 474 nucleotides long. RefSeq names its product serine/threonine-protein phosphatase 7 long form homolog. The transcript is spliced from 2 exons. Lineage: Eukaryota; Viridiplantae; Streptophyta; Magnoliopsida; Poales; Poaceae. The coding region runs from base 1 to 474 and encodes 157 amino acids. The record is from RefSeq and is a predicted model, not a curated record.